This is a messenger RNA of Drosophila willistoni, 3577 nucleotides long. RefSeq lists its product as uncharacterized. The transcript is spliced from 4 exons. Bases 1 to 3441 code for a protein of 1146 amino acids. The record is from RefSeq and is a predicted model, not a curated record. Gene Ontology annotation, molecular function: chitin binding. NCBI's taxonomy places the organism in Eukaryota, Metazoa, Arthropoda, Insecta, Diptera, Drosophilidae. Gene Ontology annotation, cellular component: extracellular region.
AUGCGAUGGACACAAUUCAGUUUGCUGUGUGCGAUAAUCGUACUGGCAUUUCUAGGCUACACAAAUGCAGAGGGCAAAUAUCGCACUCCAGCACGAAUAUUGGCCAAGCAAACGGGGGCCACACAAUUCGAGGAGGAGCGCUACGAGACGCACACAAACUGCAACGAGCACAAACAUCAUCUGAAGAAACGUGCCUCUGAUGAGGAUGUGGACUACGAAGUGUAUCAAGGUGUUGUGGGACGACCUGGCAUAGAUUUUCCAAUCUAUCCACGCAUACCCAAAACAUCAUUCAGUUGUCGCUCAUACGGCAAUGGUUAUUUUGCUGACAUGGAAACAGAUUGUCAGGUCUUUCACAUCUGUGAGGAGGGUCGCAAGAUUUCGUUCCUCUGUCCAAAUGGAACAAUUUUCCAACAAAGUGAACUCACCUGCGAUUGGUGGUUUAAAGUGAAUUGUCUGGGCUCAUCUGGUUACUAUGCCGAAAGUGCUGAAAUCCUCAAUAAGCAACGAGUCCACCGAGUGCGUCCUUCGGUGCCAGUACAAGGCUUUAAUAUAGUGGGUGGAGGAUUAAAUAUCAAACCCAAAGUUGCAGGUCAAGGAAGAUCCGGAUCUCCUGGCAGUUCUGGGUCACGUGGCAAAUCUGACAGACGAAUUGAUUCUACUGAAGAUGUCGUUCCCUCAUCUGUGGAGACUGUGGACUUUGAUGACGUCUCGGGUGAGAAGCAACGCAAAGUUUUGCCAGUUAUCGAUAACAAUAGCAACGAUCAGGAGACUCAAAUAACAGCAGAGAGUUCGUCAUUUGUCAGUGGUUCGGGCAAGAGGCGAAAUGGCGGUGCUAACGGUGGUGCUGGACACAAUGCCAACAGUCACGAUGAGGGAUCUGGUUCGGUGGUAAAGCCUCUGCGUAGCAGAAAUUCCCAAGAGCGUAUUGGCUUGCCACGAGUUGAGUCCACAGAGCGAGCCCGAAAUGGUCAAAGAGGUCAGCAACGCUAUAAGGAUCUACCGAAUGAAGAGUCAAGUAAAGAGAAGGAGAGAGAGAAGGAAAAGGAAAAAGACAAAUUGGAGUUCUUUGAGGCGCAUUCCUCCACACGUAGCAUUCAACACACCACACCCCGUCGCCUGGAGCCAAGCAAAUCCACUCCCUUCUACACGCCCACAGUGCCCAGCGUCAGCAAAUCCAAAGCCACCGAGGGUAAACUGAAUUAUAUAAAGGGCGGACAAGCAACCACACCUAAUCCCAAUCGUUUUGGCGCCUCUGGCUCGAGUUUCCUACUGGAAUCUCUGCCGAAGGUGAAGCCCACUGCUUCUGCGAGCCUGGAUUUGGAUAAUACGUCGUUUAAGCCCGUGGUUAUUGGUAUGCGUCAUCACUACGAUGUGGCCAGCUCCGGCGAAUUUCGUAAGCCCACAGAGAGUCGAGAGUAUUUGCCCACCACUGCCGUUCCGGCAACAAGCAGUGGACCCACAUAUCUGCCCAAGAGCGGCAUUGCACCUCGAGGAAAUUCCGCCUCAGCCGCUGGAGGAGAUGCUUUACUUUUCGCCCCCAAUCCUGUUAAGGAAGAAUCGGUUUACCGCAAUGUUCAGGAUAUGCUUAAGACUAUGAAUCUACUCAAAGAUCAAUUUGAAGAUGUUGAGCUCACUGGGCAGGCAGCACAACCUGCCAGGGCGGGCUUGGAAAUUCCCCCUUCUUCUGGGCCAGAUGCUUUGGUCUCGUUGGCCAAGUAUUUUGCCCAGGAACACAACGACACCGGCAAUGCCGUGAAAAAUGGGGAAAAGCCCGAAAAGAAUGGUCUGAAAACCAAACUUUCGGUGAAACCACCCACAGUCGCUGCACUUCCUCCUCUGCCCACCGCCAAGCCCUCAGAUACCACAGCCAUAUUAACCACCUCGGAGCAGCCUCCAGCCAUCAGUGAGAAUGCCGAUGAUAUUAAGCACAGCCUGUUAAGACCUCAAACUGUGCAGAAAUAUAGCAAUCUUUUCGGGCUGAAAUCGCCGCAGGGCAGAGAUCAGGGAAAAGCAGACAUCAGUGAAGGAUUGCUUUCCAAUCAGACACAAAAAGCCGACGGCGCUGGUAACUUCCAGCAGUUCCCGCAAAUUGGCAGCACUGGCUCCACCAUAGCAUCACUGGCCGAGCAGCCCGAGUCACGUAAAAUAGCCCAAAUCUUCUCGAAUGCGCUUACCAGUUAUCUCGACAAUCCCAGCAACUUCCGGGCUGAGUUAGCUGCUCAGGCACGACCAACAGAACCACCACAAAUGACUCCCAAUUUCGAAGUGGUGACCACAACAGAUUCGUCGCUCUUCAGUGCUGGCACAGCCAAAUAUUAUUUGCCAACCAAAUCCCUGCCAGAGUCAACGACUCCAUCUAGCAUAGCGAAGGAAAUAAAUCACACGUUUGACUCGACUACCACAGCGGAGCCGGACUUUAUCACCAGCACCACCACGAGCAGUGGCAACGAUAUAACCACAAAUCGAGGAAACGAAUUGGAAUUGGAGCUCUCGGCCGAGUUGUCGCCACCCAGCCCAGACUCGGGUGAAGGUGAUGAGUUCCUGCAGCAGCAGCAGACGCAAUCGUUUGUUAAAUCACGCAACGAUCUGCUGAAGGAUGCCAAGCCACAGAAGCUGAUAACCACCCAUAAGCCAACAGAGAAUCCUUGGUCCUUGAAAUCACAAACGGAUUUUUUGGAUCCCUUGACCAUCAAUGAUGGUCUAAUGAAGGAACAAAGAUUGACCACUUCAACGACAAGCACGCCAUUUACUUAUCAGUCUAGACACAGCUCGGGCCCACUCACCACAACGUCCACGCCCUCUAGAUACGAGUGGGAGGAUAUUUUCCGUAGCUAUGACAUACCCAGAGAUGCCUUGCCCUCGAGCAGUGGCCUGCAGAGGAUAGCUAAUAAGCUCUUUGGCGGCCUAAACGAACAGGAGGCACUGCAUCUGCGAAAUGUGAUGGCCAAGGCGGAGCACGAUCGUCAGGUAUUGAGUCUGCUGCUUCUGCUCAUCCAAACCUGUGACGAUCACAAUGGACAGGCCCUGGAGAGAUCAAGGAAACAUCUGCUAAAUGCUCUCAUUGACAUCGAUAGCAAAGUGCCCAAAUCCUCACGACAGAGAUUAGCAACGACGACAACACGUAUUCCGGUAACAACUUACCGAAGGGGUGGUGAUUCCUUUACCACAAGCACUCCCGGCUAUAUAACCACCACAGAGUUACCGCUCGUUGGCUCGACAACCAUCAGUCCGUCGGGAAGCUAUGAGGAGACAACUAAAUUUGAAAUUCGUGUUCCGGAUAUCGAUGAUGACUCCUCCAUCACAACAACUUCCACAGUGGCUUCCCCAUCUCGCUCGGGGGGAGGCUUCAAUUCCCUCUCUGCCACCAAUUCGGAUCGUCGCGCCUUGGAGCUGCUCAAGUCAUUAUAUUCGCUGGCGUCGAAAUUUAGCACUAGGCGAUAGAUAAUCCAUAUGGGUUCCUAACGGUUCAUAACAUAACACAAAGUGCGUAACUUUAAGCUGCAAGGACACGAAGGACACACACUUCACAAUUUGAUAGUGUCUCAAAGGCAGCAUUCAAGCCUAACUUUUAGUCAAC